Messenger RNA from Lotus japonicus, 1714 nucleotides. RefSeq names its product G2/mitotic-specific cyclin S13-7-like. The coding region runs from base 121 to 1464 and encodes 447 amino acids. Gene Ontology annotation, biological process: mitotic cell cycle phase transition; regulation of cyclin-dependent protein serine/threonine kinase activity. Gene Ontology annotation, molecular function: cyclin-dependent protein serine/threonine kinase regulator activity. The record is from RefSeq and is a predicted model, not a curated record. The transcript is spliced from 8 exons. Gene Ontology annotation, cellular component: cyclin-dependent protein kinase holoenzyme complex; cytoplasm; nucleus. NCBI's taxonomy places the organism in Eukaryota, Viridiplantae, Streptophyta, Magnoliopsida, Fabales, Fabaceae.
UCACUCUCCCUUCCCAUCUCAUUCGCAUUCAUUCUGUCAGAGAGAAAGAGAGAGAGAGCACUGGUUCUCUUCCACCCAGAACGAGAAGAACGAUUUUCCAACCAAGAAGAGUUCGUAGUAAUGGCUUCAAGACCCGUCGUUCCUCAACAACCCAGAGGUGAUGCAGUCGUUGGGGGAGGGAAGCAACAGCCGAAGAAGAACGGUGCAGCAGCGGGGAGGAACCGUAGAGCACUUGGUGAUAUUGGAAAUUUGGAUCCUGUUAGAGGAAUUGAGGUCAAGCCUAAUCGCCCAAUCACAAGGAGUUUCUGUGCUCAACUACUUGCCAAUGCACAAGCUGCAGUAGCUGCUGAAAACAACAAGAAACAGGCUUGUCCUAAUGUGGCUGGACCUCCUGCUCCUGUUGCUGCUCCUGGAGUUGCAGUGGCUAAAAGAGAGGCCCCAAAACCAGUUACUAAGAGGGUCACUGGAAAACCAAAGCCUGUUGUGGAAGUCAUUGAAAUAAGCCCAGAUGAACAGAUCAAGAAAGAGAAAUCUGUGCAGAAGAAGAAGGAAGAUUCCAAGAAGAAAACUCUCACUUCUGUGCUCACUGCUCGAAGCAAGGCUGCAUGUGGUUUAACUAACAAACCGAAGGAGGAGAUUGUUGACAUUGAUGCUAGUGAUGUUGACAAUGAACUUGCUGCUGUGGAGUACAUUGAAGAUAUCUACAAGUUCUAUAAGAUGGUUGAGAAUGAGAGCCGUCCCCAUUGCUACAUGGCCUCACAACCUGAGAUUAAUGAGAAGAUGAGAGCAAUACUUGUUGAUUGGCUGAUAGAUGUUCACACCAAGUUUGAGCUUUCACUUGAGACCCUUUACCUGACAAUCAACAUAGUUGAUCGGUUCCUAGCUGUGAAGACUGUUCCAAGGAGGGAACUGCAAUUGGUUGGCAUCAGUUCUAUGCUGAUGGCCGCCAAGUAUGAAGAAAUCUGGCCCCCUGAGGUGAAUGACUUUGUGUGCCUCUCAGACAGAGCUUAUUCUCAUGAGCAGAUACUUGUGAUGGAGAAAAUCAUUCUGGGGAGGUUGGAAUGGACCUUGACUGUGCCUACACCCUUUGUUUUCCUAACUCGCUUCAUCAAGGCUUCAGUUCCAGAUGAGGGAGUGACAAACAUGGCUCACUUUCUUUCUGAGUUGGGAAUGAUGCACUAUGACACCUUGAUGUAUUGUCCAUCAAUGAUUGCUGCCUCAGCAGUCUAUGCAGCUAGGUGCACUCUGAACAAGAGUCCUGCUUGGAAUGAAACACUGAAGCUGCACACUGAUUACUCAGAAGAACAACUCAUGGAUUGUGCUAGAUUGCUGGUGAGUUUCCAUUGCACUGUUGGGAAUGGAAAGCUGAAGGUUGUGUUUAGAAAGUACUCUGAUCCUGAGAGAGGAGCUGUUGCAGUGCUUCCACCAGCUAAGAAUCUUAUGCCCCAAGAGGCUAGUAGCUAGAGUAUGAUGACAAGUUUGAAGAUAAAGAAAGGAAGCUGCUGCCAAAUGCUGCAAUAACCAUUUGUUAUUGUAAUUUUUUCCUUUUUGAUUUUUCAAGUCUUGUAGCAGAUUAACAAUAUUUGAUCUAUAUUUUUUUUUCCCUUCUCAAUUCCCAAUUGAAAUCUUGUGUUCAAAUUGAUGCUAAUGCUAAGCACAAAUUUUACAGUGUUUUUUCCAUGACACAUUAUUUUACAGUGUUUCUUCAAGAAAA